Messenger RNA from Cephus cinctus (wheat stem sawfly), 2467 nucleotides. It is a transcript of the gene Ada3, whose product is annotated as transcriptional adapter 3-B. Lineage: Eukaryota; Metazoa; Arthropoda; Insecta; Hymenoptera; Cephidae. Gene Ontology annotation, cellular component: SAGA complex. The record is from RefSeq and is a predicted model, not a curated record. The transcript is spliced from 2 exons. Gene Ontology annotation, biological process: regulation of transcription by RNA polymerase II. Bases 535 to 1923 code for a protein of 462 amino acids. Gene Ontology annotation, molecular function: transcription coactivator activity.
CAUUCAGCUACUGUUUUUCAUCACGUUUAUCAUAUUCUAUAAUCAGUUUAAACUGACACGACAUUUACUCUAAAUGGUUGCUCCUGUGUUGCAACGUCGGUUCUAUUUUCAAAGGACUCUUUUCGCAUCAUAAUGCAUACUAAACAUAAAGAAACUUGCGAAACUGAUUUUUACUUUGGAAAGUUUAUACUUACUGGUGAAGAGAGCAUUUCCAUUUCAUGGAAUACCCCUUUUUUCGCUAUCAAUAAAAAAAGUGACUUUAUACAGUAAGCCGAAUGCUUGUACAAUGUGUAGAUGUCGUUGAUGAACAGGACCGUGACAGAGAUAGAUACAGAUAUAUAUUAGAAAUGGCGGCGUCAACUUUUGCCAUCUGUAAAUGAUCCAUUCUAUGACUAAUCAUAAGAUAAGGGCACAGGAGUUUAUACGCAACAGGAGUAUUUUUUUUAUAAUAAUAUUUAACAAUUCGAUAAUACAGUGGUAAUUGUCAGUGCGCUUAGUACACAAGGCUCCACUUUGCGGGGAAAGUCAAAGAGUAUGUCAGGCAAAGGUAAACAGAGUUCCAGAAAGGCUCUUGUAAAGGUCCGAGAAGGAGGAAAGUCUAACCAAGUGCCAUCAGUUAACUCUGACACAAGUUCUGAGGGUACCGAAAUGGCUGUUACGUUGCCUAUCAUCAAGACAGUUGACAAUGCUAAACAUCUUCCACGAUACUGUAGCAUUUUACAACGUAGUGCAGAAGAAGGAGUUGGCAUGGAAGAUCUGGACACGUUGCAACUUGAAUUGGAAACACUUCUCUCUGCAGUGGUUGUUCGCAGCCGUAUGCUUCAAGAUGAGAUUGCGAAUCUGUCCUCAGCAGAGGAACGCAGGGACAAAAGAUCUAAGAGUGGCAAAGGGUUGUCACUGUUAGAUAGGAAAAUCCGUGAUGAUAAAUUAAAACCGAAAGACAUUACAACUAAGGCACAGACUCCACUUCCAGCGAAACUGUUUAAACAGAAAAGCAUGGGAAGCUCAGGAAAUCAAAUUGUACCAAAUCCCCAUGAAAUUGUAAGAGUCGAGGGUUCCAAGUCAGAUGUUCCAAAAUUAUUACUGCCCAAAAACGAUACACCCAAUAAGUUUUGGGCAUCAGUAGAUCCAUAUUGUACAGAUAUUAUGCCUGAUGAUAUAAAACUUUUGGAGGAAUUGGUUGGUACACACAGUGACAUUGGAGAAUUCAAAAAGAUACCACCACUAGGACGUCAUUAUAGCUUGUUGUGGGCACAUAGCGACCUACUCCAGGAGGAAGAUGCUGCUAAUCCCAACAAGGAGAAGAAAAAAAACCGUUCGGAUGUCUCUCUAUUGGUAUCAAAAGCUGACAAGAAAUCUAAUGGUAUAGCAGGACCUCUUACACAAAGGCUGGUAUCAGCACUUUUAGAAGAAAACGUAUUUGUGGCAAAUAACAACACAGAGAACAAGCUGUUUAGAGAUGGCGAUCCUCCUGUUCUCAGAGAUUUAACUAUUCAGAAUUCUAUAAAUUUGGAACUUAGAAUGCACAAGGAACUUGUGGAGCAGGGUAUCCUGGAAGCAGAUACCCAAAAAAGGAGUCAGGAUGAUGAUGAGAUCUUAGCAGAAAUUAAGAGAUGUCAGCAAGAGCUUUCUGCUUUGUCUAGUCACAAUGUAACGCAGUUAAAAAGAUUGCUAAGUCUAGCACAAGAGGAGAGUAAAAGGCAGGCACUAAAACGACGAAUUAGCACAGCUGACAACGAGGUGGUGGAACACUAUAAAAAGCUCAUCAUCUCAAAACAGCGGAAAGUUAGUUUAACAAAGAAGGAACAAGAAAAGGCAUGGGCUUGUCUAAGGGAGCGAGAAAGUCUUUUGGAACAACUCAACAUGCUUCCAUCAAACAGUAUUGGAGAACCAGUCAACAUUGCAAGUGGCAUGGCGACGUAGUUACAACGGGUCUACGGAGAAGAUGUCAUCAACAAAUUAAUAUCUUUUCCUAGAAUUCGUUCUGUUGCUUCAAAUUUACGACUGUAUCCCAUACAGUGAAAUAUUAGCAUUGUUGGAGCCUAUACACGGCUUAGAACAAGCCCACAGGGUAGACCUCAUCCUACUUUGACCCGCAUAUAUUCUCCAAUACUGCACCACUCCGUACCGUUCUCUUUCUUUAAAAUAUAAGCUACUUUAUAAGGUAUGUCAAUCACCGCGGAUUCAACCAGUUGUACUUACUCAAGUCACUUUGCAAAUGCACUUGUGUAAAAUGCUAUUGUCAUAUUUUCAAAAACGAUUUAUCAUACAUGCAAACUCCUUCGAAUGUUGAAUUUCAAUUUUUUUGUAAUUACUAUAAAUAGUUAAGCAAACAAUAUAUCUGUUACAGAAUAAACAUUUCCGACAUAGAAUAUUACUUCUGGAAAUGAUCUACCAGAGAUAUUCGUUUUAACCGAAAACUCUAUGCCUGAGAUAUUUAAUAGAAAUAAAUGACUAUAUUUUGCAA